GCCGCCCCGCCUGCUGCCCCUGGCCCGCUCCCAGCCGGGUUCCCGGUCCCAGCGCAGCGCACGCCACCCCCGCCGUAGCCAUGUCCAAGCAGCCGCGGGCCGGCCGGGAGGAGAUCCUGGAGUGCCAGGUGAUGUGGGAGCCUGACAGCAAAAAGAACACGCAGAUGGACCGCUUCCGGGCGGUCGCGGGCGCCGCCAGCGGCCUGGCGCUGGAAAAUUAUGAUGACUUAUACCACUGGUCAGUUGAAUCGUAUCCAGACUUCUGGGCAGAGUUCUGGAAAUUCAGUGGAAUUGUCUUCUCACGCAUGUAUGAUGAGGUCGUGGACACAUCGAAAGGCAUCGCAGAUGUCCCCGAGUGGUUCAAAGGCAGUCGUCUAAACUACGCGGAAAACCUCCUGCGGCACAAAGAAAAUGACCGAGUUGCCCUAUACGCUGCGAGGGAAGGCAGAGAGGAAAUUGUGAAGGUGACAUUUGAAGAGUUGAGGCAACAAGUGGCUUUGUUUGCAGCAGCAAUGAGGAAAAUGGGUGUGAAACAAGGAGACCGGGUGGUCGGUUAUUUACCCAACGGCGUGCAUGCUGUGGAGGCCAUGCUGGCCGCAGCGAGCAUCGGCGCCAUCUGGAGUUCCACAUCCCCAGACUUCGGUGUGAACGGCGUCCUGGACCGCUUUUCUCAAAUCCAGCCGAAGCUCAUCUUCUCCGUGGAGGCCGUCGUGUACAACGGCAAAGAGUACAGCCACAUGGACAAGUUGCAGCAGGUGGUGAAAGGACUUCCGGACUUGAAGAAGGUGGUGCUGAUUCCUUACGUUGCCUCGAAAGAGAAGAUAGACAUUUCCAAGAUUCCAAAUAGCGUGUUCCUGGAUGAUUUUCUUGCCCCUGGGAAAGGUGCGCAGGCCCCGCAGCUGGAGUUCGAGCAGCUGCCCUUCAGCCACCCCCUCUUCAUCAUGUUCUCGUCGGGCACAACCGGGGCGCCCAAGUGCAUGGUGCAUUCCGCUGGGGGCACCCUUAUCCAGCACCUAAAGGAACAUGUCCUUCAUGGCAACACGGGCAGCGGCGACAUCUUGCUGUAUUACACCACGGUUGGCUGGAUGAUGUGGAACUGGAUGGUGUCGGCUCUUGCCACGGGGGCGGCUGUGGUCUUGUACGACGGCUCCCCGCUGGUGCCCACGCCCAACGUGCUCUGGGACCUGGUUGACAGGAUAGGCAUCACCAUCCUUGGAACGGGUGCCAAGUGGCUGGCCGUCCUUGAAGAGAAACAGUUGAAGCCAGUGGAAACCCACAGUCUCCAGACACUUCACACGAUCCUGUCCACUGGCUCCCCUCUGAAAGCCAAGAGCUAUGACUACGUCUACAAGUGCAUUAAGAGCAGCGUCCUCCUGGGCUCCAUCUCAGGGGGCACCGACAUCAUCUCUUGCUUCAUGGGCCAGAACUUUUCUGUUCCUGUCUCUAGAGGGGAAAUUCAGGCCCGGAACCUGGGCAUGGCCGUCGAAGCCUGGAACGAGGAAGGAAAGGCAGUGUGGGGGGAGAGCGGCGAGCUGGUGUGCACCAAGCCGGUCCCCUGCCAGCCCACGCACUUCUGGAACGAUGAGAACGGGAGCAAGUACAGGAAGGCCUAUUUCUCCAGAUUCCCAGGUGUCUGGGCGCACGGCGACUUCUGCAGAAUCAACCCCAAGACGGGGGGCAUCAGCAUGCUGGGCCGGAGCGAUGGCACACUCAACCCCAACGGAGUGCGAUUUGGCAGCUCAGAAAUCUAUAACAUUGUGGAGGCCUUCGAGGAGGUGGCGGACAGCCUCUGCGUCCCCCAGUACAACAAGGACGGGGAGGAGAGGGUGCUUCUCUUCCUGAAGAUGGCUUCCGGCCACUCGUUCGGGCCCGAGCUGGUGAAAAGCAUCUGUAACGCCAUCCGCGUCGGCCUGUCUGCACGGCACGUGCCCAGCCUCGUCCUGGAGACCAAGGGCAUCCCGUACACCCUCAACGGCAAGAAAGUGGAAGUGGCCGUGAAGCAGAUCAUCGCUGGAAAAGCCGUGGAGCACCGAGGGGCCUUCUCGAACCCCGAGGCCCUAGAUCUGUACCGGGACAUCCCUGAGCUGCAGGACUUCUGAGUCGGCCUGGCUUGCUCGGCACCUGCCACAUGCGUCCGUGCUGUGACUUUCGUGGGGUCGAGACGUUACUUUGGGAAGGCAAGUGUCCGCGGGCUGGGGGGAGAGUCGUGUCCGGGCCGCAGUCGCGUCUGGUGGCUUCCCUGUCUCUUCCUGGACCACGUCCUGAUCUUCAGAGGCCGAAAAGGAGCAUUUGGUUGUGUGUGUGGCGAGGCUUGGAGAGUGUGUGUCUUUGCACAAGUGUUCUUGCACGCGCCAUGCCUCGAGGAGCCGGGGGUGGCCUGUGCGUGGACAGUUGUGGCUGACAGUUGUGGCU
Lontra canadensis (Northern American river otter) is the source of this 2412-nucleotide messenger RNA. It is a transcript of the gene AACS, whose product is annotated as acetoacetyl-CoA synthetase. The transcript is spliced from 18 exons. Gene Ontology annotation, cellular component: cytosol. Gene Ontology annotation, biological process: lipid metabolic process; positive regulation of insulin secretion. Lineage: Eukaryota; Metazoa; Chordata; Mammalia; Carnivora; Mustelidae. Gene Ontology annotation, molecular function: acetoacetate-CoA ligase activity. The coding region runs from base 81 to 2099 and encodes 672 amino acids. The record is from RefSeq and is a predicted model, not a curated record.